AAGAGGAGCUUCCGUUCGAUAAGAAAUCAGUCUGUUAAAAUUCGUGGUGUGAGGUUGUCUCUAUAUUUUUGCCAGUAAAGUAGUGACUUUUGAACAGGUAAUGCAAGGAAGAAUGGAUUUUGAUGAGUGUAGAGUUGGGGAUAUACCGACUGUCAUGUACGUUCCCGGCUUCAUGUCCACCACUGAAGAAACUCACCUCCUUAACAAUAUAUAUGGAGCUCCUGUGUCAAAGUGGAAGUCUUUGAAAAGCAGGAGAUUACAGAAUUGGGGUGGUGUUGUCCACGAAAAGGGUCUACUGCCUCAAGAUUUGCCUCCUUGGCUAACAAAGAUCACACAACGAAUACAUGAAAAAUCAGGGCUGUUUCCCUCUGCAAUCAAUCACAUUCUCACCAAUGAAUACCUUCCAAACCAAGGAAUAAUGCCACAUCAGGAUGGACCUGCAUAUUUUCCGGUGGUAGCAAUAUUGUCUCUUGGAUCACCUGUUGUGAUGGAUUUCACUCAUUCAAAAUUUAGAUUAAGCACAAGCGCAUUGAAGAACACUGUUGACGACAAGAAUUCUAAUGGAGAAGUUUUUGAGACAGAUCAGUGGAAGGAUAAUCACCAUCCCUUCUCUGUCUUAUUGAUGCCUUGCAGUUUAUUGAUCUUCAAGGACGAUGCAUACUCAGAUUACUUGCAUGGUAUUAAAGAUAAUGAUGUACAAGAAUAUGGUGGGGUAGUAAAUGUGAAUGAAAUUGUAGCAUUGACAGCUCAAGAAGUUGGUUUGCCAUUAGCAAGCUCAGAAAAGGCUGUUGAAGUGAUGAGAGAUGAAGACGCCAAGAUUAUUACUAGAACUAAGACAAGAGUUUCAUUAACGUGUCGAUUGGUCUUGAAGGUUCACAAAAAUCUGUUCAAGUUUUAGAAUUCUCACAGUUGUACUUUGUUUCUGUAGUCUAACAAGUUCAUAACUGUUUCGAGCAUUCACUUGAAAUAUUUAGCCAGUGCCUAUUAGUUACUUAGAAGAAAGAUGUACUUGAGUGAAAGUAGCAGGACUUUAGAUGUCUUAAACAUUGCAUAAGCACCAAUGGCAGCAGCAAACCUCAGAUCCUGUAAUAUUUAUGUUUUACACAAUAUGACUAUUCAUUCUCUUUCAA
Messenger RNA from Pistacia vera, 1130 nucleotides. Its product is annotated as alpha-ketoglutarate-dependent dioxygenase alkB homolog 6-like. Bases 101 to 898 code for a protein of 265 amino acids. The transcript is spliced from 7 exons. The record is from RefSeq and is a predicted model, not a curated record. NCBI's taxonomy places the organism in Eukaryota, Viridiplantae, Streptophyta, Magnoliopsida, Sapindales, Anacardiaceae.